Lipotes vexillifer (Yangtze River dolphin) is the source of this 422-nucleotide messenger RNA. Lineage: Eukaryota; Metazoa; Chordata; Mammalia; Artiodactyla; Lipotidae. The record is from RefSeq and is a predicted model, not a curated record.
AUGCCUGAACCGGCUAAGUCUGCUCUUGCCCCGAAGAAGGGUUCCAAGAAGGCGGUGACCAAAGCCCAGAAGAAAGACGGUAAAAAGCGCAAGCGCAGCCGCAAGGAGAGUUAUUCCGUGUACGUGUACAAGGUGCUGAAGCAGGUCCACCCGGACACCGGCAUCUCGUCCAAGGCCAUGGGUAUCAUGAAUUCGUUUGUCAAUGAUAUCUUCGAGCGCAUUGCGGGCGAGGCGUCGCGCCUGGCGCAUUAUAACAAGCGCUCGACCAUCACGUCCAGGGAGAUCCAGACGGCCGUGCGCCUGCUGCUGCCCGGGGAGCUGGCCAAGCACGCCGUGUCUGAGGGCACCAAGGCUGUCACCAAGUACACCAGCUCCAAGUAAAUGUUUAUAGGUGCUGUUAAAACAAAGGCUCUUUUCAGAGC